This is a messenger RNA of Carassius auratus (goldfish), 3197 nucleotides long. RefSeq names its product serine/threonine-protein kinase N1-like. NCBI's taxonomy places the organism in Eukaryota, Metazoa, Chordata, Actinopteri, Cypriniformes, Cyprinidae. Gene Ontology annotation, molecular function: protein serine/threonine kinase activity; ATP binding. The record is from RefSeq and is a predicted model, not a curated record. Gene Ontology annotation, biological process: protein phosphorylation.
AUGCAAGCUCAGUGUCGUCUGAGUGAGUCGUCUCAGAGGUUGGAUCUGCUGAGAGAUUCACUAGAUCGGCGGUUAGCAGAACUUCCUGAGGAUCAUCCAAAAGCAUCUGUUAUCAAAGAAGAGCUGGCGUUAGCCUCCUCACCAGCAUUCAACUCUCGACACGGCGCCCCCUAUGUGCACAACCAGUACAGCACACUCUCCAAACCCUCUCCCCUCACUGGCACUCUUCAGGUCACACUGUUGGGCUGUAUGGGUGUGCUAGAGGUCGUUCCCGGACGUUCACGCGGCAGUCCGGUAGUAUUGCCAUGUCACAGUCCGGGAGAAGGACGGUCCUUUAUGCGGAGUGGAAAAGGCCUGUACAGUCGCAGUGGCAGUGUUAGCGGAAAAAACCCCCCCAAAACAGAUGAACUCUCCACGGAGGUGAGCGCAGUACUGAAGCUGGAUAACACAGUCGUGGGUCAAACAUGGAAGAUGGUUGGAGAACAGGGCUAUCAGACCUUCACCGUAGAGCUGGAGCGAUCCAGAGAGAUGGAGAUCGCAGUGUACUGGAGAGAUUACCGAUCUCUGUGUGCGCUCAAAUUUCUCAAGUUGGAGGAUUUCCUGGACAACCAGAAACACAGAGUACAACUAGAACUAGAGCCACAGGGACUGCUGCUUGCAGAGGUUACCUUCUUUAACCCCGUGAUCGAGAGGGUUCCUCGGCUAAAACGGCAGAAGAAAGUUUUCUCCAAACAACAGGGAAAAGCCUUCUUGCGAGCUCGGCAGAUGAACGUUGAUAUCGGCACAUGGGUGAGGUUACUGAGGAAUGCCAUACCAACCGUCAACAACACAGGAACCUACAGCCCUCACGCACACACUGUACAGACAGGGGAGAUAUCGGUGGAGAAGUUGAGUUUAGACUAUGACUCACCGAUGAAGGUGGACAUUCGUCGAGAUGUGCCGGAUGCAAGCACUCCAGAACGGCAGCCGGCCACUGAACCCGUCUCUGCUCCGGACCACACCACCCCUGAACGCCAAACCAGAACACCUUCACUGAGCAGUAAACAGAAGAAGACUCCUUUGAGCCUGCAGGACUUCCGACUAAUAGCUGUUCUUGGCAGAGGCCAUUUUGGAAAGGUGCUGUUGACGGAAUACAAGAAGUCAGGCAAUAUGUACGCCAUUAAAGCCCUGAAGAAAGGAGACAUUGUGGCCAGAGAUGAAGUAGAAAGUUUGAUGUGUGAGAAGCGCAUUUUCGAGACGGUGAACAGUGCGCAGCACCCCUUCCUCGUGAACCUGUUUGCGUGUUUCCAGACCCCAGAACAUGUGUGUUUUGUCAUGGAGUACACGGCAGGUGGCGAUCUAAUGAUGCACAUACACGCAGACGUCUUCACCGAGCCACGAGCUGUGUUUUAUGCUGCUUGUGUAGUUUUAGGGCUUCAGUUUUUACAUGACAACAAGAUUGUGUACCGAGAUCUUAAAUUGGACAACUUGCUGCUUGACACAGAGGGUUACGUGAAGAUCGCCGACUUUGGAUUGUGUAAAGAAGGGAUGGGUUUUGGGGACCGGACCAGUACGUUCUGUGGGACUCCAGAGUUUCUGGCUCCAGAGGUCCUGACAGACACGUCGUACACGCGGGCCGUGGACUGGUGGGGGCUCGGAGUGCUUAUAUAUGAGAUGUUGGUGGGAGAGUCUCCGUUUCCAGGUGAUGAUGAAGAGGAGGUUUUUGACAGCAUAGUGAAUGAUGAAGUUCGUUAUCCACGGUUCCUUUCCUCAGAGGCCAUUGGCAUCAUGAGGAGGUUACUAAGGAGAAAUCCCGAAAGACGACUGGGUUCCAGUGAGAAGGAUGCAGAGGAUGUAAAGAAACAGCCUUUCUUUAGGAAUAUGGACUGGGAGGCUCUUCUCCUCCGUAAACUCCCUCCUCCUUUCCUUCCGACUAUCGGGAACAAAGAAGACGUCAGCAACUUCGACGAGGAAUUCACGACAGAAGCGCCGGCCCUCACGCCGCCUCGUGAACCCCGGGUGCUCUCGCGCAGGGAUCAGGACAGCUUCCGUGAUUUUGACUAUGUCUCUGACCUCUGCUGAGAGCGUCUUCACUGUGAUUGUGCCGUAGUGAGACCUUUCUGCUCCGCGACUCAGCGACGACGAGGAUGUUUCGUGUGAAUUAUGAAUGUGCUGGACCUGUGAACACUGUGAUGGAAGAAAGAGGAGGCCAAAAAACUGUUAACCAGCAGGUUUAAAGGUGCAUUUGAUCAUUUUUUGCGCUUCAACUCACCCAGUGGUUUGGAUAAAGCAUCACACUAAAGUAGUCAGUUACUGAUGCAAUCAUAGAAACGCAUUUUCAGAGUCAUUUAUUCAGCUAAUAAAAGUGUCCAAUAACAAAUGUGUUACUGAAAGGAGUGAGCAGCUUUGGCAUGGUCAUGUGAUCUCAAAAUAGAGAUCACAUGCUCCUUCAAAGGGCCCUCUUCAUGUAGAAUAAUACAGUCUUCAUCUCAUGUGAACGGUCAUACUUUUAAAAUCUAUUUAGAAGUACUGUCUAUUUCUUUAGGGCUAAAACAGUUUAUAUAUAUAUAUAUAUAUAAAGUAAAAAAUGAUUGAGUGCACCGAUAAACUUUUUGGUUUGUCUUCAAGUGUCAUUUAUACUUUUGAAAAAUGCGCUUUGUCUUAAUAAAGGCAAUGUUUAGGUAAAUUUUAAAACUUGAAACAACUCAAUAAAGGUCACACAGAAGCAUCUUAGUGAACUUUUGUAAAAGAUACAACCAAGAGCCUGUUGGGAAAUGCAUUUCUGUGUUUCUUCUCACAUUUAAGGAAAAAUGACCUUUGAUGACCACACAGGACCACCUUCCGUUUCUCAUAUGGUGUCCAUUCAAACAGGAGUAAAUUCCCUAAGGAACUGGUUUAAGAGACGCUUUUCUGUAGAUGCUGUGACGUUAGAUGAAUGCAGAAUUAUUGAAUUAGGCUCGAACAUUAAUGAAUGUGUACAUCCUCUUGGAGUUCUCGGUGGUUAAGGAGUUAAAUCAUCUUUAGACUUGUACAUCCUGGGUAUUUCUCAUACAUUCUCAAGCCCUUCAUCUCUUACAUGUUACAUGUGAAUAUCAAAUAUAGAAGACAGCUUGGUCUCCAUUCAUUAAGUGCACUUUUAGUAUUGUAACCUUAAUGAAUUUUUACAAAAACAAACCUUGUAUGUAAAGUUGGUUUGAAGAAAAAAUGCCUUAAUAUUG